AUGCAGGAUCCUGUGACAGGUGAAGAACUCACUCGUGAAGAUCUUAUUACGCUCCAACAGUCCCCACGCAUCGCCUUUCCGCGUCCUCCAACACAUUCGUCGGUGCCCUCCCUAUUGACAGCCCUACAGAAUGAGUACGAUGCGAUGGUGUAUGAGACUGUGGCUCUGCGUAAGCAGUACGAUUCUGUGCGUCAGGAUCUUGCGAAUGCUUUGUAUACAAACGAUGCAAGCAUGCGAGUGAUUGCUCGUCUCAUGAAAGAGCGGAACGAUGCCCGCGAGGCUCUUGCAAGUAUUCACACGUCGCUCGGGGUGCCAACAACAACUUCCAUCUCAUCGUCAUCCACGACCACCACGUCCACAGCUCCUGGUUCAGCUACACAAGAUGUCGACAUGACUGUGCAGGGGGAUGAGCAAGUGUUACCUCGCUCUCUGCCGCCGGCUGUGAUGGAGCAAGUGGAUGCCACAGCCUCGCAACUGUCGAGUGAGCGUCGAGCACGCAUAAAGCGAGGCGCUUCUGCACCGUAUCCAACGCCUGCAACGGCGUCUUCGAUGGAAGAGCGUGAAGCUAUUAACGCUGCGCACCGGGCAUCGUCCCCAGGCAUUCUUGCGCUUGAUAUCAGCGCAAAUGGAUCCCUUGUGCUUACGGGUGGUCAAGAUAAGAGUGUUCACGUCGUCGAUCGUGCCUCUGGGCAAGUGACGGCCAAGCUGCAGGGACACUCCAAGCCAAUUACAGCUGCUGUAUUCUCUGGGCGGAGCAACCCGGCUGUUGGCGACGCCGCACUUGAGGCACCGAUGCCGGCGUUUGCUGUUAGUGCAAGUGCCGAUGGUUCGGUCCGUACCUGGCGUCGCACAGAAAACGACUCAUAUGAGCUGGCGCAUGUUCUCGAGACGUAUGACGCUCCUGUGACGGGCGUCGAUGUCCACCCAACAGAUAGCCUUGUCGGCAGUGCAAGCCGCGAUGGAUCAUGGGCUAUCCAUUCGCUUGAGAAUGGCGAGCGGCUUAUGCACGUGCCAGCGCCAGCUGCUUCUGAUGACCAGGGCACUGGGUAUGUGUACGAGUCGUUCGCAUUCCAUCCAGAUGGUCAGCUCGCCGCCACUGGCACGGCUGAUGGUGCGAUCCGCAUUUGGGAUAUCAAGCAGGGCGAGCAAAGUGCUGUGUUCCGCGGUCAUGAAGGCAACGUGCAUACAUUGAGCUUUUCACAGAACGGCUAUUUGCUGGUGGCUGCAUCGCGUGAUGCAUCGCACGCCAAGGUGUGGGAUCUACGCAAACUUGACGUGACACGUACAAUUGAGACAGCAGGCUCGGGGAUCGAGUCGGUACGUCUGGACGCAUCAGCUCAGCUCCUUGCCGUCGUAGGACGUGACGUGCGUGUAUUUGGGGGCAAGUCGUUUGAGUUGUGUGCAACAUGGGAUGCAGCGUCCUGCACAUGUGCACAGUGGAGUCCCAGCGAUGGCGCCUUGCUCGUUGGAAGUCUCGACCGCUCCGUGCGCGUCUUUGUCUCAUCCUGA
Messenger RNA from Malassezia globosa CBS 7966, 1509 nucleotides. RefSeq lists its product as uncharacterized. Gene Ontology annotation, cellular component: Prp19 complex; U2-type catalytic step 1 spliceosome; cytoplasm. The record is from RefSeq and is a predicted model, not a curated record. Bases 1 to 1509 code for a protein of 502 amino acids. Gene Ontology annotation, biological process: DNA repair; mRNA splicing, via spliceosome. The transcript has a single exon. Gene Ontology annotation, molecular function: protein binding; ubiquitin protein ligase activity. Lineage: Eukaryota; Fungi; Basidiomycota; Malasseziomycetes; Malasseziales; Malasseziaceae.